This is a messenger RNA of Melanotaenia boesemani (Boeseman's rainbowfish), 3289 nucleotides long. RefSeq names its product sodium/potassium transporting ATPase interacting 4 (gene nkain4). The record is from RefSeq and is a predicted model, not a curated record. NCBI's taxonomy places the organism in Eukaryota, Metazoa, Chordata, Actinopteri, Atheriniformes, Melanotaeniidae. Gene Ontology annotation, biological process: regulation of sodium ion transport. The transcript is spliced from 7 exons. Bases 382 to 1011 code for a protein of 209 amino acids.
CUUCCAGAAACUAGGUGACGCCCUCACUCAGCUUCAUCUGAGCUCCGCUCGACUACCCUUACUACCACCACCGUGACCACCUCCGCCCCCCCCCCCCCCCCCCCCCCCCCCCCCUCCUCUUCCCAUACACACCGGCUCUCACUCAUCCUCCCAGCCAGUCACCUCAAGUGCGACCGGUUGGUCGGGGCGGAGGUAAACAACCACAAUCAGAGGAGAGAUUCCAGCUGCUGUUUCAGGAUCUCAGUGAAAAGACGCCGGAACCGAGGAAGAGGAGGAGGAGAAUGGGACUAAGCUUGGGUCAGGACUGAGUCAGGUCGGCACACCGAGAGCUCCUCAGACUCGAUUCCAAGUCCCCGUAGAGUCACCGCGUUGUCUGACACAAUGGGCUGCUGCAGCGGACGAUGCACGCUCAUCUUUAUCUGCACUUUGCAGUUGGUGUUUGCUUUAGAAAGACAGGUAUUUGACUUCCUCGGUUAUCAGUGGGCUCCCAUUCUUGCUAACUUCUUCCACAUCAUCAUCGUAAUCCUCGGCCUCUUUGGCACCAUCCAGUAUCGGCCUCGCUACAUUACAGUGUACAUAAUAUGGGCCGCUGUCUGGGUAGCCUGGAAUGUCUUCAUCAUCUGUUUCUACCUGGAUGUAGGAGGCCUGUCUAAGGACAGUGACCUGCUGACAUUUAACAUCUCAGCCCAUCACUCCUGGUGGAGUGAGCACGGUCCUGGCUGUGUGAGGGGAGAGAUGACACAAGCUCCAGGGGUCCGCACUACAGAGAGCCAAUCCUACAUCACUGUCAUGGGCUGCCUCGUGGACUACCAGUACAUCGAGGUUAUGCAUAGCAGCACACAGAUUCUCAUUGCUCUCCUGGGCUUCGUGUAUGCCUGCUAUGUUGUCAGCGCUAUCACUGAGGAGGAGGACAGCUUUGAUUUUAUUGGUGGAUUUGACCCAUUCCCACUCUACCAUGUCAAUGAGAAACCAUCUCAUCUCCUCCUAAAGCCCAUGUACCUGUCUACGUAAAUAGAAAAGCAUCCAGUGAGGGAGGUGAUACAGCAAAUUCUCACGGAGCCAAAACGGCUGUUUUCACAUAAACAUCCAAUUGCUCUUCGGCACACGAGACGUUCCUCCCCUUCAUGAUUUCAGUACUUUAAACAUGUCAUUUUCUGGUGUGCUGCCCAGAAAACCCACCAUUUUUCAGUAAGCAUUCAUAUUGCCAGGAUUUGGGAACAAGGGGGAUUACAGUGCAACAUAGGUCUAUUUGUGUUUUUAUGCAAGUAUCAACCAUUUUCUUUCUGUGAGUUUUCACCAAGGAUUAUUACUCCCUAACAGUGUAUAAUAUAUACAUUGUAUGUAAUCACAGAGUUCCCAGCAUUCUCAGUCUGUGGUACUUUGUCUUAGAGGACUCUGAUUUAGCAUAUUAUUGAUGGUUUGGUUCAGAUCUUGACUGUAGGGCUGAAUUACAGUGGAGUCUGUGGAAUGAGCUAUUGUGUGCUGCCUGUUUACUUUAGAUCUGUGUGCAAAAAUACAGAAGCAAAGCAGGAAGAGGCAGGGGAGUAGUAAGGCAGAGGGCGGGGAGGGAACAAAAGCACCAAACCUAGAGGGGUAUCUGCCAAAAAUAGAAAAUGUAAAUAAUGAAAUGCAGAGUUUGGAAUGUGAAUUAUCAAGAAUGCAAAAGAGCAAUAGUCUGCAGGAGGUGUUCUAACACAAAGACAGGCAUGCAAGUUUUACUUUUAUGUCCUAUUUUUGUAAUUCUUUUUUACCAGCAGCAUAGUUAGUAUUUCUGAAGUGUCAGGUGUUUGUGUUAGCCGGUGAGCUGAAGCUUUGUUUUCACUUCAAGUCUUCUCCGCUAACAGCUGACAGGUCUGGCAGGGGCAGUCAUUUCACACUUUCAAGUAAAAGUUACACACCAUAUUUUUAACUUGGCAACAGUGACAAUUGUUGUACCUUUCAAAUUCCACACAGCAGUGUUCAAGCUGUUUUGGUAUUAAGUGUAAAAGUAGCACAUCUGUAACUGAAUAGAUCAGAGUUGUGUCUCCUGUCAGAUCAACACUAAAUUCUUCUAUAAAUGAUGAUAGCCUCAGCUGCGUUUUUGAGUGUAGCGUGUUUUUGUUUUUUUUUCCCUUUUUUUUCAGAGAAAACAAGGUUUGGAUUAAAAUUGUGUGCACAGUGUUAGAUAAUAAAUUAUUUUAUCUUAAAAAAAAACCAAAAACUAUUAACUGGCUUUACACAAGCUAGUUAAACGGUAACUAAAAGUUUCUGGUGACUUUUGUCGUACUUUGUUUUAUUCAGACCCAACAUUUUUAUAGCCUUUUCUUUACAAAGGUAAACACACAUGAGUCAUAUAUGUUUCUUUUUUUACUUAUGGUUUCACCUUUCCAGCUUGUGUUGGAAACUGUCAGAUCCUCUGUUGCCUUAUUGUUGAUAUGAAUCACUACUGCCCUCUGCUGUCCAGAGUGUCCAUGUACAAGGUGCAAAGCCUCUACUUAUACAGAUCUCAAUGUUUUUUGUCUUAAAGUCACUUUUUCUUUGCAGAUAGUAAAACUUAAACUGGUGAUCAUGAAAGUGAUUUCAUAUGUCACUUUUGAUUUAGUAUAACAGAUCACCUCAUAAGUUUGGAUUCAGAAAGCUUUCAGUAUGUCAUUUAAUGAGUUGCGAUAUUUCUCUUUUUUUAAUGUUAUGACUUUUUUUAAAAAAUGGAAAAAGCGGUUGCUUUUAUUUUAUGUUUUUAGUUCUUUAUUUUCAGCAGCAAUAAAUAUGGUCUGUCAGAUUCAUCUGUGGUAUUAAGUAAACUCCGCUGCAGUAGACAGGUUGUGAACUGUUAUGACGUAAAAAAAUCAUCUGACCUAUUCUGCUGACUAACUUCAUAAUGACAAUGAUGAAUAGUUUUGACUAAACUGGCUACAUUUCUGCUGGAGAGAUGCCAUAAUUUAAAUGUCAUUUUAUCAUUUAAACUGCUUGUUUGCUCACUGGACUAGAUAAACAAAGCACUUCACAUUCUAACAUAAUAUUAGUAGUAACAUGCUACUAAAAAUGUGUAAACUAGUCUUCCUCUCAGUGGAAUAGAAGCUUUUCAUAAACUCCGGUGACUGGUAGUAGUUGCAGCCUGUUAUGGUUGUGUAUCUCUUUGUAGAUAAUUCUUUCUUAUUUGUAUUGGAAGUGAGAGAAUAUUUUUUCUUUUUUCUUCUGUCCUCUGUUGCUCCAACCUCAUGUGACCUGAUUGCCGUAAUCUUAUUUAUGCAGACCUGGGCUUUGUUUCAUGUAAAUAGGUGUUUGUUAAUAAAAGAAUGUGCUCUUUCAA